Aspergillus mulundensis is the source of this 1947-nucleotide messenger RNA. RefSeq names its product Lysophospholipase. Gene Ontology annotation, cellular component: intracellular membrane-bounded organelle; cytosol. The transcript has a single exon. The record is from RefSeq and is a predicted model, not a curated record. Gene Ontology annotation, biological process: glycerophospholipid catabolic process. Bases 1 to 1947 code for a protein of 648 amino acids. Lineage: Eukaryota; Fungi; Ascomycota; Eurotiomycetes; Eurotiales; Aspergillaceae. Gene Ontology annotation, molecular function: A2-type glycerophospholipase activity.
AUGAAGCUGCCAUUAGUCGCCGCCGCGGCAGCUGGCAUGGCCAAUGCUGCCUCUCUGCUUCCUGGUUCGGCCGACAUCACUGCCAGAGCUCUCCCUGAUGCCCCCGAUGGCUAUACCCCCAAGGAAGUCGCAUGUCCAACCACCAAGCCGACUAUCCGCGACGCAGACACUCUCUCUACGCAUGAGACUGAGUGGCUAAAGGUGCGCCGAAGGGCCACACUCGCCCCGAUGAAAGAACUUCUGGAUCGGCUAGACCUCGGCGACUUUGACGCCUCCGCAUACAUUGACAGACACUCGAGCAACAUUGACAACACUCCCAAUAUAGCCGUGGCCCUAUCGGGUGGAGGCUACCGUGCAAUGACCAACGGCGCCGGAGCCCUCAAGGCAUUCGACGCUCGGACGGAGAAUGCCACCGCAACGGGCCAUCUCGGAGGUCUCCUGCAGUCGUCGACAUACGUGUCCGGGCUGAGCGGCGGCAGCUGGCUUGUGGGCUCCAUGUUUGCCAACAAUUUUACCACGAUCAGCAACCUGCAAGCGAGCGACAGGGUCUGGGACCUAUCCAAGUCGCUGCUAGAAGGCCCCAACCAGCACCACAUCCAGCUGCUGAGCACCUACGACUACUGGAAGACGAUCAUCAAGCAGGUGCACAGCAAGUCCGACGCCGGCUACAAGACCUCCUUCACCGAUUACUGGAGCCGCUCUUUGUCCUUCCAGCUGAUCAACAGCACUACCGACGACGGCGGCGCCAGCUUCACCUGGUCUUCCAUCGCGGACAUGGACGACUUCAAGGCCGGCCAGUAUCCCAUGCCCAUGGUCGUCAUGGACGGCCGAAACCCCGGCGAGAAGAUCAUCGAGACCAAUGCCACCGUCUACGAGGUCACGCCCUGGGAGUUUGGAUCGUGGGAUCCAACCGUCUACGCCUUUGCGCCGCUGGCGUACCUGGGCACCGAGUACGCGAACGGCAGCGUGCACGGCGACAAAUGCGUGCGAGGCUACGACAACGCCGGCUUCAUCAUGGGCUCGUCCUCAACGCUCUUCAACGAAUUCCUCCUCCAAAUCGACUCAAAGGACAUCCCCCAUGUCCUCGAGGACGUGAUCGGCACAAUCCUCAAGGGCCUCAGCGUCAACCACGAGGACAUCGCCGUCUACUCGCCCAAUCCGUUCCACGGCCACCGCGAGUCCGGCGCAGACGAGGACUACGCGCGCACCAACGCCCUCUCCAUCGUCGACGGCGGCGAAGACAACGAGAACAUCCCCCUCCACCCGCUCAUCCAACCGCCCCGCGCCGUCGACGUGAUCUUCGCCAUCGACUCCUCAGCCGACACCGCCUCCUCCUGGCCAAACGGCACCUCGCUCGUCGCAACCUACCAGCGCAGCCUCGAGGCAUCGCAGAUGGCCAACGGCACCUCGUUCCCGCCCAUCCCCGACCAAACCACCUUCGUCAACCUCGGCCUGAAUAACCGCCCGACCUUCUUCGGCUGCGACCCCAAGAACCUCACUUCUUCCGCCUCCGCCUCCAUCCCCCCGCUGGUCGUCUACCUCCCCAACGCCCCCUACACCCACGCCUCAAACACCUCCACCUUCAAGCUCACCUACAGCGACGAGGAGCGCGACGCCAUGAUCACCAACGGCUACAACGUCGUCACCCGCGCCAACGGCACCCUCGACAGCAGCAGCAGCAGCACCUGGACCUCGUGCGUGGCGUGCGCGAUCCUGCAGCGCUCCACGCACCGCACCAACACUUCGCUGCCGGCCAUCUGCACUACUUGUUUUGAGGAGUACUGCUGGGACGGGAGCGUCAAUAGCACUGUUGUGGACGGGUACGAGCCCACGGCGUAUAUUACCGAAGAGUCCGCGGGUAGCUUGGGCAGGAGCUGGCCGGGUCUGUAUCGGGUUAUGGCGGGGAUGGGCGUGGGCGUGAUGGUGGCGAUGGGGAUUGCGUGGUAG